Messenger RNA from Symbiodinium sp. CCMP2592, 1224 nucleotides. Lineage: Eukaryota; Dinophyceae; Suessiales; Symbiodiniaceae. The record is from the annotation of a GenBank genome assembly.
AUGCGAUCCGAGCAUGUGAACGCGAUCAAACCACUCGCCAAAGAAGCUCAAAAAUACGACAACCUCGUCGUGCUGGGGAUCGGUGGAUCUGCACUCGGAAACAUCGCGCUCCAGUCCGCGCUCAAUCUCUCGACCUACAACCUGCAAUCGGCGAAAGAUCGCAAAGGACCGCGCGUGUUCGUCGUGGACAAUGUGGAUCCGGUCUACCUCGACUCGAUCCUGAGCAUCUGCGAUCCCAAGAAGACCCUCUUCAAUGUCGUCUCCAAGUCAGGCGAGACCGCCGAGACCGCAGCUCAGUUCAUGAUCAUCCGUCAGCGCCUGCAAGACGCGCUGGGGAAGAAAUGGGCGAGCCAUGUCGUCGCGAUCACCGAUCCCGAGAAAGGCACGAUGCGGACCAUCUGCGACGAAGCCGGGAUCACCACCCUCCCAGUCCCCGAAGGUGUCGGCGGACGCUUCUCAUCGCUCUCGCCAGUCGGCUUGUUCAGCGCCGCCGCUGCGGGGAUCGACAUCGACGCGCUCCUCGACGGCGCCAAAGCGAUGGACGAACGCUGCUCGAAUCCUGAUCUUCAUCAGAACCCCGCCGCGAUGCUCGCGUUGCUGUUGGUUGAGAUGGGCACACGCAAGGGCAAACCGAAUCAUGUGAUGAUGCCGUACUGCAACGCGCUGUACCUCAUGGCGGACUGGUACCGCCAGCUCUGGGCCGAGUCGCUCGGGAAGAAGUUCGACAUCAACAACGAGGUCGUCUUCGCGGGAUUCACUCCCAUCAAAGCACUGGGCGCGACGGACCAGCACUCACAAGUGCAGUUGUAUAGAGAAGGCCCAAACGACAAGGUCUUCAUGUUCCUCGAGGUCGAGGAGUUCGACACCGACAUUACCAUUCCGACUGGGAUGGGUGUCGAAGCGAUCAGCUACCUCGAAGGCAAGAACAUGUCCGCGCUACUCAACGCCGAGAAGCGAGCGACGGAGUACGCGCUGAUCGAUUCGAUCCGUCCGAACCUGACCAUCAAGUUCCCGAAGGUCGAUGCGCACCACAUCGGCGAGUUCAUCGCGCUCUGGCAGAUCGCGACCGCGUACGCCGGACGGAUGCUCAAUAUCGAUGCGUACGACCAACCCGCCGUGGAAACCGGGAAGAAGGCGACCUUUGGACUGAUGGGACGCGAGGGGUACGGGGAGUGGUUGACGAAGGUGAAUGAGGCGUUGGAUUCAACAUCAUACAGCGUCUGA